Anolis carolinensis (green anole) is the source of this 888-nucleotide messenger RNA. Its product is annotated as D-beta-hydroxybutyrate dehydrogenase, mitochondrial-like. The record is from RefSeq and is a predicted model, not a curated record. The transcript has 5 exons. Gene Ontology annotation, cellular component: intracellular membrane-bounded organelle. Gene Ontology annotation, molecular function: oxidoreductase activity. NCBI's taxonomy places the organism in Eukaryota, Metazoa, Chordata, Lepidosauria, Squamata, Anolidae. Gene Ontology annotation, biological process: steroid metabolic process. Bases 1 to 888 code for a protein of 295 amino acids.
AUGUUCCUUUGGGCCAAAGGGAAGGCCGUGCUGAUCACGGGCUGCGACAAGGGCUUUGGCCAUGCCCUGGCCAGGCACCUCUACGCCAGAGGCUUCACCGUCUUUGCCGGCUGCCUGCUCAAGGACCGAGGGGGGGACGGUGCCCGAGCCUUGGCCAGCCUGGGGUCCGAGCGCCUGCAGGUCCUGCAGCUGGACGUCUGCCGCCAGGAGGAGGUGGACCGGGCCCUGAGCCUCGUGCAGGAGAGCCUGGAGGACCCCCAGCAAGGCCUGUGGGGCCUGGUGAACAACGCGGGCGUGGCCUCCUUUGGGGAGGUGGAAUUCACCAGCCUGGACCGGUACCGGGAGGUGGCGGAGGUCAACCUGUGGGGCGCCAUUCGCGUGACCAAGGCCUUCCUGCCCCUCGUCCGCAGGGCCAGAGGCCGGGUGGUCAACUUGACCAGUGCGCUGGGCCGGGUGGCCAGUCCGCUGCGCUCCUCCUACUGCGUCUCCAAGUUCGGCCUGGAGGCCUUCACCGACUGCCUGCGCCAGGAGAUGCGCCCCUGGGGGGUGGCCGUGGUGGCCGUCGAGCCCAGCAACUUCAUCGCGGCCACCGGCAUCUUCACGGAGGAAGGCGUGGAGGCCGCGGCCCGGGAGAUGUGGGGCCGGGCCAGCGAAGGGGUCCGCGCCGACUACGGGGAGGCCUCCUUCUGGCGGCAGGUGGGCCACAUGAAGGCCUUUGUCCGCAGUGGCCUGAGGGACCUCAGCCCCGUCCUGGACGACAUCACGGACGCCCUCUGCGCCCAGCUGCCCUACGCCCGCUACAACCCCAUGGAGCCCCGCUGGUGGCUGCGCCUGCAGGCCGUGACCCACCUGCCCUCCGCACUGACCGACUGGCUCUAUGCAAAUUAG